CAGGCAGAGAGCAGUCGGGCUCCGCUGGAUGCGCUGUUGGUUGUUCUGGUUUUCGCCUCAUCCCCGGCACUCAGCGCUCCUUCCCCAGUCAAUCAGAACUUGAAGGACUAUGACUGAUAGAGCCUUCUCCCAGUUCAAGGUGAUCCAGCAGGGAAGAUAAGACAUUUAUGUCCUGUACGUCCUACACUGCCUUCAGAGACAUGAGGACUAUCUCACUGGGCGUUGUUUUGCUCUGUCUUGGCCUGUCCUUGCACGCUUUGUCUUUCAAUGGACGGGGAAAAGAGACAAAGGAUGGAGAGAGAACUGAAGCGGUGAUCAGAGGAGAGAAGCUGCUCAAAAGAGUGAGACGAGGCUGGAUGUGGAACCAGUUUUUCCUGCAGGAGGAGUAUACAGGCAGCGACUACCAAUACAUCGGCAAGCUCCAGUCAGACCAGGACCAUGGCAAUGGCUUAGUCAAGUAUGUUCUGUCUGGAGAGGGGGCAGGGUCCAUCUUUGUCAUUGAUGAGAACAAUGGUGACCUGCACGCCACUCGCCGCCUGGAUCGUGAGGAGAAGGCUUUUUAUAUUCUCCGAGCCACAGUGGUAAACAAACGGACAGGUCAGAAGCUGGAACCGGAGACAGAGUUCACCGUCAAACUCCACGACAUCAACGAUAACGAGCCGUCGUUCAGCAAAGAAGUUUACUCCGGCAGUGUGCCUGAGAGGUCUGAUAUUGGUACAUCAGUCAUCCAGGUGACAGCUACAGAUGCUGAUGACAGUAUGUAUGGGAACAGUGCCAAACUAGUGUACAGCAUCAGCCAGGGACACCCGUACUUCUCUGUGGACCCAAACACAGGUGUGAUCCGGACAGCCUUGGGUCCUGGUGACAUGGACCGUGAGCAGAGGGAGCACUACCAGGUGGUGAUUGAAGCUAAAGAUAUGGCUGGACAGAGAGGAGGGCUCACUGGAACUACCGUGGUGAACAUCACCCUCACUGACGUCAACGACAACCCUCCCUGCUUCGUUCAGAGUAUUUACCAGUUCAAAAUUUCGGAGUUGUCCAAGGCUGGCACUUCAGUUGGAAGGAUUGUAGCCACAGACAGAGACAUCGGGAAGAAUGCUGAGAUGUACUUCUCCAUCGUCAGUGGAGACGGCAUGGACAUGUUCGACAUCUCCACCGACAAAGACACCCAGGAGGGAGUUAUCAGUGUCAGCAAGCCUUUGGACUUUGAGAAGAAGCCUUCGUACACUGUGGAGAUCCAGGUCCAGAACACCCAGGUGGACCCUCGCUUCAUGUCCGCAGGCUCCAAAGACAUGGCCACGGUUCGGAUUGCUGUGGAAGACGAGGAUGAGCCGCCACUGUUCGACAAAGCCAGCUACCUGAUGGAGGUGAAGGAGGACGCUGCGGUGGGCGCGGCUGUGGGCUCGGUCAGCGCCAUGGACCCUGAUAGAGUUCGCAGCAUGGUCAAGUACUCUAUCGACCGCCGCACUGACAUGGAUCGCCUGUUCAACGUCUAUCCAGGGAACGGAUCUGUGUUCCUGCUCAAAAGCCUGGACAGAGAGGAGACCGCCUGGCACAACAUCUCGGUCAUCGCCACUGAGUUCAAUAAUCCCCGUCAGAGCAGCCAUGUUCCUGUAUACAUCCGCCUGCUGGACAUCAACGACAACGCCCCCACCUUUGCCACCACAUAUGAAACUUUUGUGUGUGAGAGGACCAAGGCAGGUCAGCGGAUCCAGACAGUGAGCGCGGUGGACGCUGAUGAGCCAUCAAUGGGACACAAGUUCUUCUUCAGCCUGGCUCCUGAAGGGACACAUCGCAGCAACUUCACUGUCCGAGACAACGGAGAUAACACCGCUGGCAUCCUGACACGUCGUGCCAGCUACAGCCGUCUUCACCAGAGCGUCUACCUGGUUCCUGUGGUGAUCACCGAUGGCGACUACCCCAUGCAGAGCAGCACGGGCACUCUCACUGUGAGGGUGUGCACAUGUGACCGUGAAGGCAACAUGGAGCUGUGUAAUGCUGAGGCUCUGAGCAGCUCGCCUGGACUCAGCACUGGAGCGCUCAUUGCCAUCCUGCUGUGUGCCAUUAUACUGCUGAUGAUCGUGGUUCUGUUCACAGCGUUGAAACGCCAAAGAAAGCAGGAGCCACUCAUCAUCUCUAAGGAGGAUGUGCGGGACAACGUAGUGAGCUACAAUGACGAGGGCGGAGGCGAGGAAGACACCCAGGCUUUCGACAUCGGAGCACUGCGACACCCGGACGCUGCCGCCGCCCUAGAGGAGUCCGCCAAACAGAGGCGUGACAUCAUCCCCACUGACACCCUGCUGUAUCCACCACACCGCCGCCCUCCUCCCGCCGCCUCUGGCCUCAUCAUGCCGCCAGUCGGCAUGGCGACAAGGGAUAAUGGGGACGUGCGCGAGUUCAUCAAUCAGAGAGUGCUGGAGAACGACUGUAACCCGACAGCACCGCCGUAUGACUCACUGGCCACCUAUGCCUACGAGGGUGCUGGCUCAGUGGCCGAGUCACUGAGCUCACUGGGCUCUGCGUCAUCUGAGGCCGAGCAGGACUACCACUACCUGAGUGACUGGGGGCCCAGGUUCAGGAAACUAGCUGACCUGUACGGGGCUGAGGACAGUGACUUCUGCUAACAGAGACACCACAGCCACACUCAUGUUCAUGUCAAAGACCGCUUCAGGAAAGAUUCAGACCAAUGCAGGGCUCAGGACAGCAUCAUCUUACCACAAACUCAAUAUAGAGACUGUGUACAUUUGUGAUGAGUUUUAAGAAAAGUCAUUUAAAAAUAUAAACAAAUUCCAUUUAAUGGGAUAUUCAAGAAAACCACCUGAUUCUUGACCUAUCUUCACUGCACAUGGAUCCAAAAAUGGAGCUCACCAAAUAAUUUUCAAUAAGGGACAAAAGUCCUAAAUAUUUGAUUGGGGAAUGAGAAUUAACCUUUGAAACCCAUGCAACUUGGCAACGGGAUAUGAGGAAAAGGCAACAAGCAAUGAAAGAGAUGACCCCCAUAAAAUAGCAAAAGAACUGUUG
Plectropomus leopardus (leopard coralgrouper) is the source of this 3021-nucleotide messenger RNA. It is a transcript of the gene cdh6, whose product is annotated as cadherin 6. The record is from RefSeq and is a predicted model, not a curated record. Gene Ontology annotation, molecular function: beta-catenin binding; calcium ion binding; cadherin binding. Gene Ontology annotation, biological process: cell morphogenesis; adherens junction organization; multicellular organism development. NCBI's taxonomy places the organism in Eukaryota, Metazoa, Chordata, Actinopteri, Perciformes, Serranidae. Gene Ontology annotation, cellular component: adherens junction; plasma membrane; catenin complex.